Messenger RNA from Oryctolagus cuniculus (rabbit), 2918 nucleotides. It is a transcript of the gene ZNF3, whose product is annotated as zinc finger protein 3. Lineage: Eukaryota; Metazoa; Chordata; Mammalia; Lagomorpha; Leporidae. The record is from RefSeq and is a predicted model, not a curated record. Gene Ontology annotation, biological process: regulation of DNA-templated transcription.
GACAGGGCCCCGAGCGUCGCGUCCGCACCUCUGGCCCUGGAGCGCUCGCGGAGGCACUGAGUCAACAAACCAACGAGAAACGAAGGCCUCCCGUUUUCCUAGAGGGAACAAGUGGGCGUUGGGGGGCACCGAGGUAGUUGGCGAAAAGGGCCGACCCGGAAACGAAACUGGGGUAACUUCCGUUCUUUGUUCUGUCCCCGGUGUGUGGGUCCGUGACAGGGUCCAGCGGGGCCUGGUCUGUGUCCGGCCCCCCAAAUCUCCCGUCCCUGCCCCCAGGCCACAUAGCACUGACAUCAACUAAAGUCGGAAUUCCCAGGAACUUGCCACAUUCCCAGUGAUUGGUCAUUUUGGCCUUCCGGGGACCAACUCCACAGAAGGAAGGAAAGAACCCAGCAGUGCUUCCUCAUUCUCAUUGAAAACCUGCUUCCUGCUGAGUCUGCAGAGAGGAGGCCGAGCCCUACCCAUGGAAACUCAGGCUGAUCGUGUGUCUCAGGAACCACAGGCCCUGCUUGAGAGUGCGCUUCCUUCUUCAAAAGUUCCUGCGUUUUCCGACAAGGACAGCCUUGGGGACGAGAUGCUGGCAGCUGCACUCCUAAAGGCCAAGUCCCAGGAGUUGGUGACGUUUGAGGAUGUGGCUGUGUACUUCAUCCGGAAGGAGUGGAAGCGUUUGGAACCUGCGCAGAGGAACCUCUACAGGGAUGUGAUGUUGGAGAACUAUGGGAAUGUGUUCUCACUGGAUGGUGAGACGAGAACUGAGGAUGAUCAAGACAUUUCUCAAGAUAGAGGAUCCCAUGGGGUGCUGUUGGGAAGAUUCCAGAAGGACAUUUCUCAGGGUCUUAAGUUUGAAGAAGCCUAUGAGCAAGAAGUCAGUCUAAAGAAGCAGCUCGGACACUCCUCUGGUGAAAGACUGAGUAGAAAAAUGCAAGAUUUUGGUCAAGUGACAGUUGAGGAGAAGUUCACCCCCAUGGAAGCGAGAACUGAGAAGUAUAACCAGUUUGGCAACAGCUUCACUGUGAGUUCCAACCUUGUUUCACAUCAGAGACUUCCUGUGGGAGACAGACCUCAUAAGUGUGAUGAAUGCAGCAAGAGCUUUAAUCGAACUUCAGACCUCAUUCAGCAUCAGCGAAUCCACACUGGGGAGAAGCCCUAUGAAUGUAGUGAGUGUGGGAAGGCCUUCAGCCAGAGCUCCCAUCUUAUUCAGCAUCAGAGGAUCCACACUGGGGAGAAGCCCUACGAAUGCAGCGACUGUGGGAAGACCUUCAGUUGUAGCUCUGCCCUCAUUCUGCAUCGGCGGAUCCACACUGGGGAGAAGCCUUACGAAUGUAACGAGUGUGGGAAGACCUUCAGCUGGAGCUCCACCCUCACUCACCACCAGAGAAUCCACACUGGCGAGAAGCCCUAUGCUUGCAAUGAAUGUGGCAAGGCUUUCAGUCGGAGCUCCACCCUCAUUCAUCAUCAGCGAAUCCACACUGGAGAGAAGCCCUACGAAUGCAAUGAGUGUGGGAAGGCCUUCAGCCAGAGCUCUCACCUCUAUCAGCACCAGAGAAUCCACACUGGAGAGAAACCCUACGAAUGUAUGGAAUGUGGAGGGAAGUUUACUUACAGUUCAGGCCUUAUUCAGCAUCAAAGAAUCCACACCGGGGAGAAUCCCUAUGAAUGUAGUGAGUGUGGGAAAGCCUUCAGGUAUAGCUCAGCUCUUGUUCGCCAUCAGAGAAUUCACACUGGAGAGAAGCCUUUGAAUGUAAUGGGCAUGAGCAAGAGUUCUCUCAGAGCUACUGCUGAACUAAACGUCCGAGAGUCGACGUGAAUGAACCACACACCUGUUUUCCUCUUCCUCUGAGUCCCAGGAGCUCUUGCCUUACUAUGUGAGUGUCAGCAACUUAGGAUGCGCCCCUGCUAGCUCCAGCCUUUCACUUCAGAGAAUGGGGCAGCCUGGGAAAUCAUCCUGGCGUGGUGAUCAGCGACCUGGCCUGUUUCCCCAGGGAUGAUAGCAGCCUUGAAAAAUUAGGAGGCAAGCAGCAGAUUAGGUGCUGGGAACAGAAGGAAGCUCUGGGGCCAGUAACCCCAUGUUAAGGGAGUUUGCACUAAACUGUUUUGUCACACCAGAGGAGCCUUUCUUUCUAAGGUGGGGUUGGAAGCACAAUGGGAGCAAAACUCCAAGGAUUCUACCAGGCGGAGUCAAAGCACAGAGGGCAGUGGAAACGGUGCUCUGGGUCCCCUGUUCCCUAGGAAGGGGAAAUGCAGGCAGUAUGUCGAAACUACUGUUUCUGUUCCUAAACCAGCUUUAAUUAGAAAUGUGCUGUUUGGUUUAGUUAAGUAUGGAGGUCUAGGGCUGAGGGAUUGGCUAUUUUAUUAAAGAUUUUUUUAUGUCUGUAACUGGGAAAGCUCUUGGAGCAGCAAGACCGUGUUUUGAAGAGCAACCUGGGGGCGAUAUUGAAUGUAGAUCCGUCAUCCUUCCUGUUGAUGGAACUGACCAGGGAUUGAUGUGAUCGUUGAGAAACCUGAGAGGGUCAGAAGCAUUUAUGUUGGCCUCUGAUUUCUGUCCUCCUCUCUCCCUCUUCCUGCUCCUGUGAAGAAAAGUGAUUUAAUCCCAACCCUUAGUUACUAAGGAUGCUUUCAGGAAGCUCGCUCAGCCAGCUUGCCCUGCCCUCUGCCACCUCGGGCAUCCCCUGCCCCAGCAGCCCAUGGCUUUUGACUCCACCACCUCCUACUUCAGCAGCUGAGGAUGAAUGCAAACAGAGCAAAGCCCAGAGGAGGAAGGCUGUGGCCUGUGCCUGGCAGCAGGCUCCUUGCUGGGUGAAGGUGGGACUCCCUGAGUUUUCCCAGCCAAGGGAUGACCCUCCUUUGUGUUUUCCCAACCCUGCUCAUCCUGUAGCAUAAAUGAAGUGCACUAUUAAACAGAAUAGUUUUUCAGAAGA